UGUCUUGGGUUCACCUAAAUCUGUCACAGAGUACAUUUAAAUCAUGUUCUUCUACUUCAAUUAGAAGCUAAUGAAAAAAAACAUCGGUCCGUGAACACAACGCCACGUCGUGAGGUUCAAAGGUCAAAAGUAAACACUGGUACGUGAGCCCAGGCGGCCAUACCGGCGAGAACCGACCUCCAGUCGGUGGUUGUUCCGAAACGACAAUUCCAUGGAACUAACAGUAACUAGCGGCUGUGAAAGAGGACCGUUACUUUUAGCCCCGCCCCUCUGACUCUGUGGUAUAACCGAUCAACUUCCCGCAGAAGCUUCUCCACUCUGUCAGCGGCGGGAAGCGACGCUGCUGUGGGCUGCGGAGAGCACGGUUUCUCUCCGCUCCUCUUUCUCCCCCCACCCAAGAAGACAGCACAGGGGAGCAGGUGCGUGAAGGACGACGCAGUACCGACCCGGUGCGGUAGGAGAGGGUCUGGCAGAGAAGAUGUCGAGCGGCGGAUGGAGGUGGACGGUGGUGGUUCUGACCUGCCAGCACAAAGACAGCGUCUACGCCUUCCAGAGAGAGCUGGAGCUGCGGCAGCAGUGUGGCUUCAUCUCUGAAGAUGCCUUGCUCCUGACUGUUCAGGACCGUCGUCAGCCCGUGGGCAGCGGAGGGGCCACGCUGAACGCCCUGCUGGUCGCUGCUGAACACCUGAGUCACAGAGCAGGACACACAGUGGUGACGGCCGACGUCCUGAACGGCGCUCACAUCCUGAUCCUCCACACAGGACGAGAUUUUCCAUGGAGCUCCUGCAGCAGAGCGUUCUGCUGGCUGCCCCGAGAGAAACCGGAUCAGAAGGUCCAGGCUCCGGUCUGCUGCCUGGAUCUGCUUCUGGACUGUCUCAGUACCAAGAUCUGUCCUGGUUCUCCUCCUGGUGUUUGGGUCUGCAGUACUGACAUGAUCCUCACUGUCCCUCCUGACUUUGCUCUCUCCUGGGAAAGUUUCUCUGGUGUUCGUGUGCUGUCAGUACCAGGUGACGUGUCCUAUGCAGCCAACCAUGGAGUCUACCUGUGUGACCAGCAGGGUCAGGUCAGGGACAUUAUCUACAAGGGAACCAAUGAGCAGAUUCAACAGGCACUCAUGCCUGAUGGGAAAGUACCGCUGGUUUCUGGUCCAGUUUUCUUCAGCAGCUCUGUGUCAGAGAAGCUGCUGCAGACCCACGUCACUCCACCUCUGGACGGCUGCACCUACCUGGGCCUGGACUCUGGAGCUCCGCCCCUGCAGAUUUCUCUCUUCCUGGACAUGCUGAAGUGUCUCUGCUCAGAUCUGACUCAAGACCAGUUUGUGACUGAGGAGAGAGCCGGCUGCAGUUCCACUGUGGGGCCACAGGGGGUGAUGGUGAGAGGAGGCAGGACAGAACUGUGGAGAAUUCUCAGAGGAACUCCACUCAUGCUGGAUUAUGUGUGUGGGGGGCAUUACGACUACCUGACUCAGUCUGGGAAGCAGCACGUGGAGAGGCUGAGCUGUGAUUGGUCGGACAGGAACACGCUGUCUCACGCCCAGGUGGAGCACAAGGUCGGACCCAGAGCUCGGCUCAUUAACAGCGUUCUGGAAGGAGACGUCACAGUAGCAAGUGGAGCAGUAGUUCAACACUGCCACCUACAGGGUCCUCUGGUGGUACCCCCGGGGUGUCUCCUGUCAGGACUGGACCUGUCAGCGUCCCAGUCAGUCAGGCAGCUGCAGCUGACCGAUGACAUCAUCAUCCAGGGACACCGCAUCCAGUUGGGGAAGCUGAAGUUGAACGUCUUCACAGUGAUGGGAGCACUGGACGAUUUGGAGGCCUCCUCCGAUGACGGCAGCGCCUCCUUCCUGAACCAGAGCUGGAGUCAGUUCUACAGCAGGACAGGGAUUCAGCCUGAGGAACUGUGGUUCAGAGGGAAGCAGCGCUCCCUGCUGGAAGCUCACCUCUUUCCAGUUCUCCACCCUAGAGAAGGUGCGGUGGACUUUAGGAAAGGUGUAGCCUGGCUCCUGGGAGGAGGCGACAGCAGCCUGCAGAGUUGGAGGGAGGCGUGGAGGCUCUCGUUGAAGGAGGUGCUGUCUCUCACUCACCAGGAGUCAGAACUGCGGUGGAGGGAGGACCUGCUGCUCCUGGCAGGGAGACGCAGAGUGAUGGACACACUGACUAGCUGUUCUGACGUUUGCCUGCUGCCCUACUUCAGAGCGGCAGUGCUGAGCGGCCAGCAGGAGGCGCUGCUACAAACACUGGACGACAUUGCAGCAGGGAACAUAGAGCAGGGGGCGGGGCCUGGAGCAGAGAUGGGCGUGGCCGCUCGCUGUCUCUCCUGUAUUGCUGAUGUGUUGGUUUACAUGGCUGGCAGGCGGGGGGGACUGAGGAGCGGACCUGCUGCGAACCGGGCCUGGAUCAGAGCCUACUCCCUGCUGGAGGCAGGAGACCUGAAAGGCGGAGUCACGGCCCUGGCAGUGCAGAGAGCUGAUUGGCUCAGCAGUGAGAGAUGUUGUUUCUUACUGUGUGGUUCCUGGGGGACAAUGACCUCUGACCUUUGCUGCACUCACAGGCCUGACCUGCUGGUACGAGCAGCACGGCACUACGAAGGCGCCGGGCAGGUGCUGUUACGACAGGCAGUGAUGUCAUCACAGAGGUUCAUCUCUAUUGGCCAGGGUGACCUCCCCCCUCUGAGUCAGUGGCAGGAAGUGGAGUGUCCAGCUCGACUGGACCUGGCAGGAGGUUGGAGCGAUACCCCGCCUAUCGCCUUUGAGCACGGUGGCUCCGUCACCAACGUUGCUGUGAAGGUGGACGGAAAACGUCCAAUUGGAGCCAAAGCCCGACGCAUCCCAGAACCACGCCUCGUUCUGGUCAGCUACAGCGGGGGACACAGAAGUGGAGUGUACACAGAGACGGUGUGUGAGAGUCUGGACGACCUGAAGGACCACUGUCAGCCCCACGCCCCAGGAGCUCUGCUGAAGGCCGUGUGUGUGUGCAGCGGUCUGGUGUCACUCACCUCCCAGCAUUCUCUGGUUGAUCAGCUGAUGCAGAGGUGGGGAGGAGGGGUGGAGCUCCACAGCUGGUCCACGCUGCCCACAGGAUCUGGACUAGGUACCAGCAGUAUCCUGGCGGGGGCGCUGUUGGCUGCAGUCUACAGAUGUACUGGUCAAAGUUAUGACAAUGAUUCACUCAUCCACGGCAUCCUGUACCUGGAGCAGAUCCUGACCACAGGUGGGGGCUGGCAGGAUCAGGUGGGAGGAUUGGUGGGGGGAGUGAAGGUGGGUCGUUCCAGAACCUCUCUGCCCCUCAGAGUUGAAGUGGAACGUCUCUGUCCUCCCCAGGACUUCCUGGUGUCUCUGGAGCAGCACCUCCUGCUGGUAUACACGGGGAAAACCCGUCUGGCUCGGAACCUGCUGCAGGAUGUGGUCCGGAGCUGGUACAGUCGUCUCCCUCUGAUGGUCCAGAACGCCCAGGAGCUGGUGGCCAACUCAGAAGAAUGUUCCAGAGCCUGUUCAGAAGGCUCUCUGUCCAGACUGGGUCAGUGCCUGGAUCGGUCCUGGCAGCAGAAGAAGUUGAUGGCUCCGGGCUGUGAACCGGCGUCAGUGAGGACCAUGAUGGAGGCUCUAAGGCCUCUGGUCCUGGGUCAGAGUCUGGCUGGAGCUGGAGGGGGGGGGUUCCUGUACCUGCUGACCAGAGAGCCGCAGCAGAGACAGGCUGUACAGCAGCUCCUCGAGGACACAGAGGGUCUGGGAGACUUCAGUGUCCACACGGUGGAGCUGGACAUGGACGGGAUCACAGUACUGCCACCAUCCUGAGGACAUGCACACACACACUCAGGCUCACCAGGAAUUCUUGUACAUUUUCUCUUCUGAAUAUUUUUAUUUUUGUUAACUUUGUAUUUUCAGUCAUAUUUAACCUGCGCUGCUGCUGUUUUAACCAGAACUGUUUCUAAUGAAACAUUUUAAACUUACAUAAACAAAAUCAGUUUGAAUUUAAAGCACUGUCACAUUUUAAUAAACAAACUUUUUCAACUG
Molecule: messenger RNA, 4012 nt
Organism: Cynoglossus semilaevis (tongue sole)
Lineage: Eukaryota; Metazoa; Chordata; Actinopteri; Pleuronectiformes; Cynoglossidae
Gene: fcsk
Product: fucose kinase
Biological process (GO): GDP-L-fucose salvage
Molecular function (GO): ATP binding; fucokinase activity
Source: RefSeq, a predicted model, not a curated record